Molecule: messenger RNA, 2577 nt
Organism: Limulus polyphemus (Atlantic horseshoe crab)
Lineage: Eukaryota; Metazoa; Arthropoda; Merostomata; Xiphosura; Limulidae
Product: dnaJ homolog subfamily A member 1-like
Exons: 7
Coding region: 215-1417 (400 amino acids)
Biological process (GO): response to heat; protein refolding
Cellular component (GO): cytoplasm; cytosol
Molecular function (GO): ATP binding; Hsp70 protein binding
Source: RefSeq, a predicted model, not a curated record
UGGGAUAACGAAAUUCGCAAGUAGGAAAUGCGUUUGUUCAGUUGAACCAAGGCUGAGUGAGAAACUGGUGCUUUGGUUGAGAACUACUGAAAUAGUAAUUUAUUGACUGGGAAGAAACUUAAGUAUUUUAUUAAUUUAAAGAUAUAACUGGAGACCCAAGUAUAGAUUUUUAUAUUCACCGUAGAAUAAUAUAAAUAAUUUUGGGUAAAUCAGAAUGGUGAAGGAGACAGGCUAUUAUGACAUUUUGGGAGUGAGUCCUAAUUGUAGUGAUAGUGAUUUGAAAAGAGCUUACAGAAAGUUGGCUUUAAAAUAUCAUCCUGACAAGAAUCCUUCAGAAGGAGAAAAGUUCAAACAAAUUUCCCAAGCUUAUGAAGUACUUUCCAACCCAGAAAAAAGGAAAAUCUAUGAUGCAGGUGGUGAAGAUGCCAUCAAAGAAGGAGGUGGAAGUGGUCAUGGAUUUUCUUCACCCAUGGACAUAUUUGAUAUGUUCUUUGGAAUGGGUGGUGGUGGUGGAAGGAGAGAACGUCGUGGUAAAGAUGUUGUUCAUCAGUUAGGAGUUACCCUUGAAGAACUUUACAACGGAGCAACAAGGAAAUUAGCUCUACAGAAAAAUGUCAUCUGUGAUAAGUGUGAAGGGAGAGGUGGCAAACAAGGAGCAGUAGAAAAUUGUCCAACUUGCAGAGGUACUGGUAUGUACACACGAGUUCAACAGCUUGGCCCAGGAAUGGUACAGCAGAUUCAAAGUAUGUGUCCAGAGUGUCAAGGACAAGGAGAACGAAUUAAUGCAAAAGAUCGAUGCAAAGCUUGUCAAGGAAAGAAGGUUGUGAGAGAAAGAAAAGUUUUAGAAGUCCAUAUUGAUAAAGGAAUGAAAGAUGGACAGAAAAUUACCUUCAGUGGUGAAGGGGACCAAGUACCUGGUUUAGAGCCAGGAGACAUCAUUAUUGUCCUUGAUGAAAAAGAACACGAACAAUUCAAAAGAAGUGGUAGAGAUUUGAUUACAAGACUUGAUUUAACACUUACCGAAGCUCUUUGUGGAUUUCAGAAAACCAUCAACACGUUAGAUCACAGAAUACUAGUUAUUACAUCUAUACCAGGAGAAGUAAUUAAGCAUGAAGCAGUUAAAUGCAUCUUGAGUGAGGGCAUGCCAGAAUAUAGAAACCCAUUUGAAAAAGGCCGAUUGAUAAUCCAGUUUGUGGUUAACUUUCCUGCACGCAUUGAUCCAUCUAUUGUUGCACAACUAGAAGAGCUAUUACCCCCUAGAACAGAAUCUAUGAUACCUGAUAAUGCAGAAGAGGUGGCUCUUAUAGACCUUGACCCACAGCAAGAAGCUAGAAGACAUCAACAUAAGCAAGUUUAUGAAGAAGAUGAUGAUCACAUGCAUCACAGGGGAGGUGGUGUUCAGUGUCAAACACACUAAUCUUGUUGAUUGUAGUUUAAUUAAAAUUAAAUAUACAAAAAAUAUUCAUUUACUACCUGUGGUCAUCUGAACUUUGGUUUAUUAGAAGUAUAUUAGCUAUUUUGUAUGCUUCAGUGUUUUCCAUAAUCUUAUAUUUAUUUGUAAAGUGUCUAAUGAGAAAUUCACUAUAAAUUUCAUGUUUUUAAUUGUCUUAUGUUCGCUUAUUCUUACUUGCAAAAGUAAACGUUUGAGGUUUAUUAUAGUGAAAUGAUCAUUUAUCAGAAAUAUGUAAUAUACAUAUAAAGUCAUAAUUAAAAUGAGAAUAAUCCUGAAAAGUUUUUUUAUGAAAACAGUCAAUAGUGAAUUAAAUACUGGUAUGUUUAUUUAGGUAAUCAAACUGCUUUACUUGAUUUUGUUAAUUAAAAACCAUAAACUGUAAUCUAUAUAUCUUCUGUAGAAAUAUGGUUUGAAGUCUGAAGAAUUUUCAAGCCCAGUUUUUUUAUUUGGAUAUAUAGUAAUAAAUGAUUGGCUAGAUAAGAAGCCUACUUUGAACUCAUUGAAACCCUAUUUAUUUUAUCAGAGUUCAUGAAAUGGAUGUUCCCAUCAGGCAAAUCAUUUCCAAUAUUGACACUUAGACAUAAGCUGCCACCCAGUGGCACAGCAGUAUGUCUGCAGACUUACGAUGCUAGAAACCGGGUUUCGAUACCUGUGAUGAGCAGAGCACAGAUAGCCCAUUGUGUAGCUUUGUGCAUAACUACAAACAAAUAAUAGUCAUAAGCUAUCUGGUGUUUUUAGGCUCUUUGAAGUUUUCUGUAUUCAUAAGAAAACCAUUUCAUGAUUAUCUCACAUUCUAAGAUCUUUAUUCUACAACAACUUAAAAAAAACUUUAACAACAAUUGUUAUGGUGUGAACUGGACUAGUUGAAGUGUAACUUUUCACCAGUCAAGUUGUAGAUAAAAUGUUGUGUCAUAAUUUUUUUAGGCUCUUUGAAGUUUUCUGUAUUCACAAGAAAACCAUUUCAUGAUUAUCUCACAUUCUAAGAUCUUUAUUCUACAACAACUUAAAAAAAACUUUAACAACAAUUGUUAUGGUGUGAACUGGACUAGUUGAAGUGUAACUUUUCACCAGUCAAGUUGUAGAUAAAAUGUUGUGUCAUAAAAAUAAAAAUCUUUAAACUUUUU